Lycium barbarum (goji berry) is the source of this 835-nucleotide messenger RNA. Its product is annotated as classical arabinogalactan protein 25-like. NCBI's taxonomy places the organism in Eukaryota, Viridiplantae, Streptophyta, Magnoliopsida, Solanales, Solanaceae. The coding region runs from base 371 to 835 and encodes 154 amino acids. The record is from RefSeq and is a predicted model, not a curated record. The transcript has 2 exons.
GAAUGUUGAUAUAUGUUCUAAAGGUAAUCCUGGUGAAGCUAGAGGAAGCAUUCUCAGGGACUGGAAACAAGAAUUGGUAGUAACAUUUUCUGGGUGUUAUGGGAUUUUCUCUAACAAUGUUUUGAGAAGGAUUUUCUGUAACAAUGUUACAGACUAGAGUCAUAUUGUUAGUCUUAUGUUGGUGAAUUCAUAAUCACUAUAGCUAUGUUAACAUAGAAACUUAUAGGGCAACUGAAGAGUAUUAUCCAUUAUAUUAGAAGCCUGAUGACUCAAUGAUAAUUUGUUAUAGGCCACUGUUUUAGGAGGCUAAUAUGGUAGCAAAUAAGCUGGAUAACUUGGGUGUUCAUAACAAGUCGAAUACGUUUCUCUAAUGGAACAGUUUCUUGCAAAUCCACCAGUUCUAGUGCCAGUGGCAUCUCCAUUUUCAGAGAUAUCUCCAGAUAUUGCACCUCUUUUGCCUUCUUCUGGUGGUGUUGUACCUCCAGUUUCUUCUGUGCCAAUUAUUCCUUCAAAUCCUAGCAAAAAUCCAGAUGAUAUGAUGUACCCUAUUGGCCCUGAUUCUGCUGCUCUUGCACCUUCUGCUUUUUCACCCAUUUCUUCUGUUGUUUGUUGUGUUUCUCUUACAACCUAUCUGUAUAUUGCAGUGUUUCUAAGGAAGGCUUUUAAAUCAUUUUUGUUACUGCAACUUCUGAGUGAAUGUCACUAUGUUGGGUUCGUUAUUUCUGUAUUUGAAGUAAGUUCUCCUGUUGCUGUGUUGGGGCUGAAUAUUUGCUGUAUUUCGGGGCUAAAAGGUGCCAUCUUUUGUGUCAAUUUGCUGUUUCCAUUUGGUUUGUAA